Molecule: messenger RNA, 297 nt
Organism: Macrosiphum euphorbiae (potato aphid)
Lineage: Eukaryota; Metazoa; Arthropoda; Insecta; Hemiptera; Aphididae
Source: the annotation of a GenBank genome assembly
AUGGCUACAACCCUACAGGCCAUGUCACCGUCGCACCCAAGCUCAGUCGUUGUUGCUGCUCCAUCCUUCACCACAGCCACUCAAGUUAGCAGGCCUAACAGUCCCAAUACCAUCGGGGACGUAGCCGGGGGCCAGCUCACGCCCUGCCCUACGUGCCAACACCGUGAAAACGUCCCCGAAAUGGAGGUAGACCCCGAUGCCGCCCUCAAAGGGAAAAAAAGGAGGAGGCACCACAAGAGCCCCUCCCAGGACCCUCCCCCUCCUCCGCUGCCAGCACCUCCGCUCCUAAGACCGUGA